GAUGCUGAUAUAUUGGACAUAGAAAGCAAACACUUUGAAGACCUGGAAUUUCAGCAGCUUGAACAUGAAAGCAGGUUAGAUGAAGAGAAAGAAAACCUGACGCAACAGCUCCUGCGUGAAGUAGCUGAAUAUCAGCGUAGCAUUGUCAGUAGAAAGGAAAAGAUAUCUGCUCUCAAAAAACAAGCCAAUCAUAUUGUCCAACAAGCACAAAGAGAACAGGAUCAUUUUGUAAAAGAGAAAAACAACUUAAUAAUGAUGCUGCAAAGGGAAAAAGAAAAUCUCUGUAAUCUGGAAAAGAAAUAUUCCACGCUUUCUGGAGGAAAGGGAUUUCCUGUCAGUCCCAAUAGUCUAAAAGAGGGCUAUAUCAGUGUAAGUGAAAUUAGUGAGCUGUAUGGCAAUUCCACGAAUAUAUCCCCUUCCACUCAGCCCCCCACAGAUGCUGAAGCAGUUGCCACUGAGCCUUCCACGGCUGUGCUGACGAGCCAGCCACAAAAUAAAGAGCUAAGAUCACCUCUCUGUUCUGGAUUUGUGUUUCCUCACUCUCUUUCUCCUCGCUCUAUUGCUCAACUUCCAUCAGUCCAUUGGCCUGAGGUCAUGGCUACUCAUGUAGAUCCUAUUCCUUUAUCUGAUACACCUCCACCUCUGCCAGCUAAGAAACACCGCAGGCAACAACAGCAUUUCAGAAACCUGGAAGAGCGCAAGAAGCAGCACAGGGAAUGUGUGUACAUGAGCGAUACUUUACCUCGCAAGAAAACGGCUCCGUCUGUGUCACCGCACUUCAACAGCGCGACGCUGGGACGAAGCGUUGCUACUACUAAAGGACAUUUACCAUUAGGACAGAGCAACAGUUGUGGCAGCGUCCUUCCUCACUGCCUGGCAACCAUGACCAAAGAGUCAGAGUCGAGAAGGAUGCACAAAGGAGCAAUUAGUCAUUCCAAAGGUUCGAGUACGAAAGGGUACAACCAUCAGCGUGUCUGUGAAAACCAAAGGCAGAAGUCUCCUGAAUUCUACAGCAGAACAGCAUCCGAGUCAAAUGUGUAUUUGAACAGUUUCCAUUACCCAGAUCGCAGUUACAAGGACCACGCCUUUGAUACGUUAAGCUUGGACAGUUCUGACAGUAUGGAGACAAGCAUAUCAGCAUGCUCACCAGAUAACAUUUCCAGUGCUAGCACUUCAAAUGUUGCAAGAAUAGAAGAGAUGGAGAGACUUCUGAAACAAGCACAUGCUGAAAAGACUAGGCUGCUUGAGAGCCGGGAACGGGAGAUGGAAGCUAAAAAACGGGCUCUAGAAGAAGAGAAGCGCCGCAGAGAACAACUGGAGAAAAGACUGGAAGAAGAAACUAGCCAGAGACAAAAAUUAAUUGAAAAGGAAGUCAAAAUACGUGAGAAACAAAGAGCACAGGCCCGUCCCUUGACUCGCUAUUUGCCCAUUAGAAAGGAAGACUUUGACCUCCGAAGUCACAUUGAAACAGCCGGUCACAACAUAGAGACCUGUUACCAUGUCUCCCUCACAGAGAAGACCUGCCGAGGCUUUCUGAUUAAAAUGGGAGGAAAAAUUAAAACAUGGAAAAAACGAUGGUUUGUUUUUGACAGAAACAAGAGAACAUUUACUUAUUAUGCAGACAAACAUGAAACUAAAUUAAAAGGUGUAAUAUACUUUCAAGCUAUUGAAGAAGUCUAUUAUGAUCAUCUAAAGAAUGCAUAUAAGAGUCCCAACCCGUUGCUCACUUUCAGCGUUAAGACACAUGACCGGAUAUACUAUAUGGUUGCUCCUUCACCAGAAGCCAUGAGGAUAUGGAUGGAUGUUAUUGUUACAGGCGCAGAAGGCUACACCCACUUCAUGUUAUAA
This is a messenger RNA of Antrostomus carolinensis (chuck-will's-widow), 1848 nucleotides long. RefSeq names its product pleckstrin homology-like domain family B member 2. The record is from RefSeq and is a predicted model, not a curated record. Lineage: Eukaryota; Metazoa; Chordata; Aves; Caprimulgiformes; Caprimulgidae. Gene Ontology annotation, cellular component: basal cortex. The annotation marks the transcript as partial. The transcript is spliced from 14 exons. Gene Ontology annotation, biological process: regulation of microtubule cytoskeleton organization.